UUAGUGCAUUGUAUUUGUUCAGGAGAGAAUCAUCAAUGACAGUGGAGUCAUGUAUGUUGACUACGGCAGUGUCAUUGAAGUUUUUUCUCGGCCCCGGCUAUUUGGCUGGAUAGGGUAGUGGUCGGUGAGUUUCUUUGCCUGAAUGUAAACGCUGGUGCUGGAGCGUACGAGAUUGGAUUUGUCUAGGCGAAAGCAAGCGUGCUAGCUGGGUGGAACCUUGAGAGCCUUAUCCCUGGCAAGUGUUUCUUCGGUUCAAAUGGAUCUAUGACAGCGUGUCGGAUGGCUUUCUCAAGUGCCGUACCCAUGUAUCCCUAAUUGUCGCUAUCGUCGUAGUCGAUAUCGAUACGUGGGAUUAAUAAUUUUUUACACUUAAUCCAGUUUCUUUGAGUACCUACGUUUUCUCUUUCCGGUUCGUGGUGCUGUUGAGAUGCAUAAUAUGUUGUCGAGGCAGAUACAACACCUCAAAUUGUGGAUUGUAUUUUUGAUAAGCGGUACCGUCAGUCCCGUGAUAACACUGACAAAUCCUUGUCAACAGUCCUUAAUUGACCAAUGUGGGAGAUUGAUUACUGGAUUCACACCACAGAAAUAUCUAUCGGGUCUGGUUCCAGAUUCGGCCAUAAGAGAUGACUGCGAGGCGUUUGCGUCAGUUCGAUUGUGCAACGAGAAAGUAUUAAGGCCAUGUUUGGCUGCCGAACUAGUAACUCUGGAUCCAUUCAUAAGACAAGCAAACGAAUUCAUCAUGCUGUUCUGUGAAAAUGAUCAAUUUCGAAGAGAUUAUGCACACCACGGCCAGUGUUUAGCCGUGGUCAGUCUGGAUAUUAAUCAGUGCAUUGCUAACUAUGGAGCUACCGUAUCGGAUAUUGCUGCCGUCUCUGAUAAUCUGGCUCCCCAGGAAGUCUUACAUCGAAGCUGUUGCGAUGGCCUUCACAGGCUUACCCAGUGUUCAUUUGAAGCAGCCGUGCGGAAGUGCCACCCAUCAUCGGCGGAUUUUGUGAAAAAGUUUCUUUAUAAAAUGAUGAAAUCCACACUUCAAGACUGGAUAGCACGCCAGUGUUUUGAAUAUCAAGCUCAGUGCGGCCGUGAUUUGGGCCUUGAGGAUCCCCUAUCCAACCGGCACAAUCUCAUCUCCCUGCCCAAUAUGACCCAGCCGGAUGCGGGGACGAGUAGCAGCAGUGUAGAUGAUGCAAUUAUCGCUUCAUCCCCGCCGCCCUUCAGCACGAUGCAGGGCGCCAGCAGUAACAAUAUGGAAACGCUAUUUACGGGCGCAGCCGCCACGGGCACCCGUUCCAGCGUGCAGCAGCAGGCGCAGUUGACCAACACCGUUCCUUCAGCGGCUUCGCAUGCUGAUGCAGCGCCCGCGGCUACCGACACCACCGUAUUAUCCCGACCGCUUCUAGUCCCGGAUGGAGAGGGUAGUUCCGUGAAAGUCAACCAGACGGCUGAAGAUGAUGCGCCGACAAUCUUGGCGGCCGGUCCCGCGGGUUUACCGCUUCCGGGUGUGGCUCCCACGGCGAAUGCUGACCCAGCCGACAGUACCGCGGCGGCCAGCGCCAAUGCGCCAUCACCCAAGACGUUCAGCAUCAAGACCGUACCGAACGAGAAGUCCAAGACGGCGAAAUUAAAAAACACCGGAAAUGAUCUGUCGCAUCCGCUGGCGAGGAAGUUUCUUUUGAUCAUUAGCACAAUUGCUUUUCUUGCGGGAUGGUAUUAGUUCGGCAGCGGCGAGAAAUUGUGUAAAUGUGUCGUUCAUGUCGUUUAUCUUCUCUUCUUGUUGUACGUAGGAACAAAAUACUGCUAUUCUUGACAGACGGUACAGCCGUUGAUUAAUUUCGUUGGGAUCAAAUCUUGGUUAGAUUUAAACGACAGACCUUGCACCACAUGUAUAAAAUCCGCUAU
Paramacrobiotus metropolitanus is the source of this 1896-nucleotide messenger RNA. RefSeq lists its product as uncharacterized. The record is from RefSeq and is a predicted model, not a curated record. The transcript is spliced from 8 exons. The coding region runs from base 428 to 1711 and encodes 427 amino acids. Lineage: Eukaryota; Metazoa; Tardigrada; Eutardigrada; Parachela; Macrobiotidae.